AUACAAGGAUCUCGAGUCUUAAAGACUCGAGAUCCUAAAAAUUAAAUUACCCACUACAGCUACAGCACUUUACGUUCGUGGGGGUAAAAAUGCAAGUAACUCGAGUCUUAUAGACUCAAGUUCUACUGGGGAAAAUUAUUAAAACAGAACACUCUGAACACUCAGCCCGUAUAACACACUUUCUAACAUUCUACACAGCCUUCUCACCCAAAAACAGAGUAUCCUCACUGAGUCUCUCAGCCUCACUAACUCUUACCCUCACUAACUCUCACUCACCCAUAACUCCUACACCACAUUGCCUCUCACUCUCACUCAUCACACUGCCUCUCUCACUGCUCUUCCCUCUCAACAAAUUGAUAUCUCAGGUUCACAAUGCCUGAAAUUGAUAUAAUCCUAUACCACGAUGGUCCGCUUAAGAAUGUCAAUGCGAACAAGGGAUUGCCAUUUGAAGGGCCGGGUAUAAAGACCUAUUAUACCCAAAUUGAUCGUAGGUUGAAGACCCUUGACGAAUUGAAGAAGAUUAUCAUGGAAGAGUUGUGUGAGAAUCCUGCUAUACACAACAUACAAAUUACUUAUCGUAUGCCAAACGAAAUCUUGAAGCAUCGGAUUAAUUACAAGUAUAUGGUGAUAGAAACAGACAAACAUGUAAAGAUCAUGUUUGACAAGUUGGAAAGAAUAGGUGAAGUAACUAACAUUGAGUUGUACAUACAAUUGGAGCCGCGUGCAGUUUGGGAAGAGGAUAUCCAACAAACGACUACAAGCUUACAGGUUAUGGUUCCAGAUGCUCAAUAUGAGUAUUCUACACAUGUAGAGGAUGAUUAUGUUCAUGCCGAUGGUGAUGUUCAUGUUGAUGGUGAUGGUGAUGAUGAUGAUGAUGAUGAUGAUAAUGAUGAUGAUGACUAUGUUGAUGAGACUACUGCCAUUAACAAUGAUGAUGACGAUGAUGAUGACGACUAUGUUGAUGAGAAUAUUGCCAUUAAUGGUGAAGAUUUUGUGGAUAGAGAUGAGUAUGAAGACACGAUUGGCAGAGACCUUGGGGACUUUGAGAGGGACAUUGAUGACGAUCAGACAUUGGAUGGUAGUGAACCUUAUGUAGACAAUGUCAUUAGUGUCCAAAACAUUACGAAUACAAUCCCUGCCUACGCACCUCCUGCAUUGUCAUUCUCUGCAAAUACUUGGGAACAUAUGGUUGAUCCUUCACAUAUUGAUAUGCCAUUUGUGUCUACUUGGAGAGAGGGGAUGAAUUUGUGCAAAGGGUUGACUUUUGCCAAUAAAGAGGAGGUGAAGCACGUAUUAACAAUUUGUGCCCUCAAGGAAAACAAACAUUUUACGAUCAUUAGGUCGACGACGAAAAAACUUUGUGCAAAAUGCGUGCAUGAGUCAUGUAAGUGGUAUGUCUGCGCAGUUAUGAAGCCCGAUCUCCACAAACUAUGGAUGGUCACCGUGUAUGUGGGUCCUCACACGUGUAUAGCGACUGGGGUGCGAAAUGAUGGUAAAAUGAUGAGUUGUAAUUUUAUUGCAUCAGAUAUCCAUAAGAAGUUAUGUGAGGAUCACACUACCCCAGUUAAGCAUCUCAGAUCCAUGAUAGAGACGAAAUAUAGUGGGCAGAAGCCUUCUUACUACAAGGUAUGGGAUGCGAAACAAAAGGCGAUUGCGAUGAUGUUUGGGAAUUGGGAAGAGUCUUACCAAAGAUUGCAAAAAUUGCUAAUGGCAUAUAUUGAUCAGGACCCGACUACCCAAGUGUUCUAUCGUAUCACAUCCACCGAUGAAGAUGACGCCGUAUUGUUGCAUUAUGUGUUUUGGUCUUUCGGUCCAUGCAUAUCAGGAUUCAAAUACUGCAAGCCGGUUAUCAGUAUUGAUGGGACCCAUCUAUAUGGUAAAUAUCAGGGAAAGUUGUUGGUCGCAAUGGCAACUGACGCUAACAACAAGGUAUUCCCUCUCGCGUUUGCUGUUGUGGAUUGUGAGUCAGGGUCCAGUUGGAGGUGGUUUUUACAGUGCCUCCGAGAUACGAUUGGCCACGUGAUACCUAAGGAAGGCAUUUGCAUAAUUUCUGACCGACAUCUCGGUAUCAAAAACGCCAUUGCAAACUGGCCUAGAAGGGAAGAUGGAAGUACACCAGUAUUUCAUAGAUAUUGCCUUCGACAUGUUGUUAGCAACUUCAACACCCAUUUUCAGAACUCAACUCUAAAGUCAACGGCGUUGAAAGCGGGAUAUGCUACUCAGGUGGAAAUUGAGGCCAUUAGGAAUAAGAAGAAGGUGACGGGGAAGGAUGGCAAGGAAAAGAAUCAAGAUUAUCUUCCAUACACAUACCUAAUGGGCGAGUCUGUGGAUAUGUGGAGCCAGUCACAUGAUGGUGGGAGACGUUUUGGGGCAAUGACAACCAAUAUAUCAGAGUGUUUCAAUGGUGUACUGAAAGGUGCACGAGGUCUUCCUAUUGCCGCAUUAGUUGAGUUCACUUGGAACAAACUUGUUCAAUAUUUCCAUGACCGGCGUAAAGAAUACCAUUUUGAGUUCUCAGAGGGUAAGAAAUGGAGUGAAUAUGCCAAUCGUACGUGGGAUGCAAAUAAGUGUAAAUCCGAGAAACAUUAUCUCAAGCCAUUUAGCAAUGAAGAGCUGAUAUUUCAAGUAGUUACCCAACUCAACACAUGUAGCGCAGGAGGGGGAAACCACAGUUAUGAAGUUCGGUUACAGGAACAAAAAUGCAGUUGUGGGAAAUGGCAAAACAUAGGGAUCCCCUGUUCACAUGCAAUUAGAGUAUGUGACUAUUUACAUAUUGAUUCGACCACAUAUAUUCACCCAUGUUAUGGCUUGAACAAUGCCCUUAACACUUAUGAGCAUGCAUUUGUGAUUCCAAAGUCGCAGUGGGCCUGGGUCCUACAAAUUCAAUAA
Messenger RNA from Quercus robur (English oak), 2889 nucleotides. RefSeq lists its product as uncharacterized. Gene Ontology annotation, molecular function: zinc ion binding. Bases 373 to 2889 code for a protein of 838 amino acids. NCBI's taxonomy places the organism in Eukaryota, Viridiplantae, Streptophyta, Magnoliopsida, Fagales, Fagaceae. The record is from RefSeq and is a predicted model, not a curated record. The transcript is spliced from 3 exons.